AUGCAACAUAAUACGUCUUUAUAUGACUCCUUGAAUGUUACUGCCACUGCAUCGACAUCAGAAAUCAAGAAAGCCUAUAGGAACGCUGCACUGAAAUAUCAUCCUGAUAAGAACAAUCAUACAGAAGAAUCCAAGCGAAAAUUUCAAGAGAUAUGCCAGGCAUACGAAGUACUGAAAGAUAACCACUUAAGAUCUCUUUAUGACCAGUAUGGUACCACAGACGAAGCACUUAUUCAAGAGCAGUACCAACAACAGGCAUAUCCACAAACUCAGACGCAACGCCAGCAAUCUAGCGUUUUUAAUCCAUCCGCAGGCUUUGAUACAGAGGGAAUGUCCUUCCCAGAUCUAUCCCCGGGGGAUCUUUUUGCCCAGUUCUUCAGUAGUUCUGCCAGCUCCUCUUCCAAUGGUGCUAAGAAUAGUUUCAAUUUUAGCUUUAAUGGGAGCUCUACACCGAAUUUUCCAUUUGGUAACGGCAGUGGCAUGAACAGUUUGUACUCCCCGUCAUCAAAAUACAACACCACUGGUGAGGAGCAUCAUUUAAAUAGGGGUCCCGAUAUCAAGCAUAAUCUUAAGUGUACAUUGAAGGAACUAUAUAUGGGUAAGACCGCUAAAUUGGGCCUAAAUAGAACAAGAAUAUGCCAUGUUUGUGAUGGACAUGGGGGUUUGAGGAAGUAUACAUGCAAACCAUGCAAAGGACAAGGUAUUCAAACUCAAACCAAACGUAUGGGGCCAUUAGUACAAAGCUGGUCUCAAACUUGUGCUGAUUGCGGGGGUGCCGGGACAUUUGUCAAGAAUAAAGAUAUUUGCGAACAGUGCCAGGGCCUUGGCUUCAUUAAGCAAAGGAAGAUUCUUCAGGUGACCGUCCAACCGGGCUCAUGCCAUAAUCAGCUAAUAGUACUCACGGGUGAAGGCGAUGAAGUUAUUAGUACUAAAGGAGGUGGUCGUGAGAAAGUUAUACCAGGUGAUGUUGUCAUUACCAUUCUAAGGCUGAAAGAUCCCAAGUUCCAGAUCACCGAUAAUUGCGAUCUAAUUUGUAAGAAAUGUGAAGUCGAUUUGAUGACCAGUUUAUGUGGAGGUAUCGUUUAUAUUGAAGGACACCCCAGUGGUAAGCUGAUCAAAAUCGAUAUUAUACCUGGCGAAGUACUUAAGCCUGGUUGUUUUAAGACUGUCGAAAACAUGGGCAUGCCUAAGUUUAUCAAUGGAGUUCGGAGCGGGUUUGGUCACUUAUACGUUAAAUUUGAUGUGACCUAUCCAGAGAGAUUAGAACCUGAAAAUGCCGCGAAGGUAAAGAGUAUUCUCGCUAAUGAUAAGUAUAUUAAUGCUGAACGUUCAGCCAUGGAAACUACGGAUGCAGACUGCUAUUGUGAUUUAGAAAAGUCCUACGACAAUGUAGAAGAACACGUUUUAAGUAGUUUCGAGGCUCCUGAUUUAAGCAGUAAAAUUAUCGAAGAUGACGACCUUGAUGAUUUAAUUCAUGAAAGAGAUUCUCGAAAGAGGAACGACCCUCGAUUUGGCGAAAGCAAUAAUAAUAAUGAAACGAAACGAAAUAAAUAUUCCUCACCGGUAAGCGGUUUUUAUGACCAUGAUAUUAAUGGAUAUUGA
Molecule: messenger RNA, 1602 nt
Organism: Saccharomyces mikatae IFO 1815
Lineage: Eukaryota; Fungi; Ascomycota; Saccharomycetes; Saccharomycetales; Saccharomycetaceae
Gene: APJ1
Product: Apj1p
Exons: 1
Coding region: 1-1602 (533 amino acids)
Biological process (GO): protein refolding
Cellular component (GO): cytosol; nucleus; cytoplasm
Molecular function (GO): Hsp70 protein binding
Source: RefSeq, a predicted model, not a curated record